Monoraphidium neglectum is the source of this 300-nucleotide messenger RNA. RefSeq lists its product as hypothetical. The transcript has a single exon. The record is from RefSeq and is a predicted model, not a curated record. NCBI's taxonomy places the organism in Eukaryota, Viridiplantae, Chlorophyta, Chlorophyceae, Sphaeropleales, Selenastraceae. The coding region runs from base 1 to 300 and encodes 99 amino acids.
AUGCCGCUCAACUCGGCAGCAGUGGACUUUGCCAGCCGCCGCUUCAAGCCGAGUGGCGUGGCUGUUGACCUGGAGACGCCGGACGGCAAGCGCGUGGGCGUGCUUGGUGUGGAGCUCCAGAUGCUUACUAGCAACCGGACACGGUCCAUUGUGGCUGAUGCCGUGCGUCGCAUGCGGCUGAUGGCCGCCAUUAGCAGCAAUCAACGCGCGCUUUCACGCGCCGCCAGUGCGAGCGCCAUGCAGCCCAAGACCAUAGCCAAGUCAGGCGAAGCGGCCUCUCGCAGUGCCUCCCAUACGUGA